AUGCCCAUGCCGCCUUUGUUGCAAUUCUAUUGGCUCUCCGUCAUUGCGGCCACAUCGGCUUUCAAUGUUUCGGUGAAGGGCUUUGGGCCACCACGGCAUUUCGUCCCUGCCUCCAGAGACUUGUCGUCGGAGUUGGAACAUGUGGCAAGCAAAUUCAGGCUCUUGAGUUGGAACAUUCUGGCACCCACGUGGGACAAUUUAGGCGUCAAAGAAUCCAACUGGCAAGCCAGGUUUGCUCGCAUCGUGCAAGAGAUUCGUUUGCGGAGGCCGGACGUCAUGGUUUUGCAAGAGGUGGAGGUGUUGAUCUACGAUGAGCAAGUACAGCCCUUCAUGAAAGCUCGUGGUUACCAGGGUGUAUACACAGGGAUAGAUGCUGGAAUCGGGCUGGCGGUGUUCUGGCGCACGUCCAAAUUUGCGUUGAGCACCGCUACGGAUUUUGACCUGACCACAACAGCCUUAACUCCUUGGCGUUCACUCUUCAACGAAGACUUCAAUAAGGAGCAGCGAGAAACUUGGAGAUGUCAACCCAGUGCUUUUGCUUUCCACUUGACUUCGUCAAAUGGACACAGUGGACACAAAUGUUGGGAUGGUGGACACAUCAGCAUCACCACUUGGAGUUGGAACGGCUUCUUCAUGUUUUCCCCCCAAACAGCGUGGACCACUAAAGGGGUCUUGUUGAGGUUUCGUCACAGAAAAGGAUGGCUUCCUCCGAAGUUUCGUGCAAGGGUUCUAGACUCGUUGCAAGCUCCGACACUUCCUUGCCCAGGGUGGGGUAGAGGAUGUGUUGCAACAGCUCGUCGCGGCCUUUUGCGGUUUCGCGCGCACUUGUUGUGGUGCCGUGCGCAUUUUUCGGACUUACUUAUUGUUCUUUUCCUCGCAGGGGCGCUGUUUUGGAUAUCUUGGCAGGUCUCAGAUUUCGUCUCCGCGGCACAGCGAACGACUUCGCUUCAGAAGCGGUCAAGACAACUUCAAGCAGGACUGUGCUAG
This is a messenger RNA of Durusdinium trenchii, 987 nucleotides long. The record is from the annotation of a GenBank genome assembly. NCBI's taxonomy places the organism in Eukaryota, Dinophyceae, Suessiales, Symbiodiniaceae.